Aspergillus luchuensis is the source of this 318-nucleotide messenger RNA. RefSeq lists its product as uncharacterized. NCBI's taxonomy places the organism in Eukaryota, Fungi, Ascomycota, Eurotiomycetes, Eurotiales, Aspergillaceae. The transcript has a single exon. The coding region runs from base 1 to 318 and encodes 105 amino acids. The record is from RefSeq and is a predicted model, not a curated record.
AUGGGAUUCUGCCGAUUCCUGAAUCAUUCAGACGUUCUCCGUAUACGAUCGUCGGAACUAAACCGUAUUGGGCAAGCUCUGCGACGCAUGUCUACAAUCAAUUCUGGGCCUACCUCUCGGCCUGCUUGCGUCAACCCUCCGCUGGACAUCAGUCGGCGACAAACAGAGGCUGCCACCGCCGCUGUCCGACAACAACCCACACAGUCAUCCGCGCCGAUGCAAAGUAAUCCCGCCGUCAGUGACAGUAGAUCUGCAUCCGUCGCUGGGUGGUGCAUCUGCGGGUAUUGGGCAGUUAGACUAGCGCUAUUCUAUAACUAG